Messenger RNA from Cuscuta europaea, 2675 nucleotides. The record is from the annotation of a GenBank genome assembly. Lineage: Eukaryota; Viridiplantae; Streptophyta; Magnoliopsida; Solanales; Convolvulaceae.
CUAAUCUUAAACAUUUUUCCAUCUCUCUUCUCCGACUCUUCCUAAAUCCUACUCUCUGCUCUCUAAUUAUCUUCAUCUUCAUCUUCUCAAAUUCUCUUAUUCUCCGAUAUAUUACUCCGUAUAUAUCUAUUUAUAUUAUUCAUCUACUUAUAAAUACAUAUAUUAUAUUACUUAUAUUUCUUAUCUAUUUAUAUAUUAAUUAUCUAUUUAUAAAUACAUAUAUUAUAUUACUUAUAUAUUUUUUUUAACCCGGUCGGUAAACCAUCAAAAUCAGUGGGACAAAUGUCGGGGAACAUUUGCCGGAUUUUAUAACCUCAAAACUUGCGUAUAUAGAAGAAAAGGGGGACCAAACCAAUACCUUUUCUGAACACAAAAACCAAACAAUUUAAUCGAAAUGUUAAGAAAAAAUAUAAGGAAACGAAAUAGAGUCCAAAAAGAGGAUUCCACGAAAUGCAUCUGGGACCGGAUCAUUAGCCCUCCACUUAAACGGCCCAUCCCAACCCAUCUUAGCAACCCAAUCAGCUGCCUUGUUGCAUUGUGCUGGAACCGACCCAAAUUCGCUCAACAAAUCAAACUGGGCCGAGAGGCCCACACACCGCCCCAUUAACUCCAUAAAAACAACUUCAGCUUCCAUCGGAAGCACCUGAACCGACACCGCCCACUCUAAAGCUUUCCUAAAAACCUCUUCGAUGCCAGACAAACCAACCGGAGAUUCGCUUAACGGAAAGCCUUCGCCGCCACCGCAGCUCCAGAGUGGUCUCGAAGCAAGAAACCCACCGUUGACCUUCCAUUCUGCCUGAAGAUCGCCUAACUUAGCUUCAACUUACCUAUAUCUAUACUUAUUAUCUACUUAUAUCUACUAAAUACAUACAUAUUACAAUUUAUAUCUACUUAGUUCGAAAUGUUAGUACAUUUUAGUACGAAUUAGUACAUUUUAUAUAAUACUUUGAUUGUUAGUACAUAAAAUAACUAGUACAAAAAACUAGUUAAUUGUUAGUUUUAAGUAUUUAUUAAAAAAUACUAUUGAUUAGUUCAAAUAACUAGUACAAAAAACUAGUUAAUUCAUUACUCAAUUAAACUUAGAAUUUUAUUUCAUUAAAGUUAGAAUUGUUAGAAUUUUAUUUCAUUAAAGUUAGAAUUGUUAGAAUUUUAUUUCAUUAGUUCGAAUUGUUUUUAUAAAUUAAUAUUUGUUACAUUUUUAAGAUGGAAGGUGGUAGAUAUUCGGUUGAUAUGGGUAACCUCGACCGCAACCGAACGAACGAGCUUGCGAGGACGAGAUCCCGCAAAGGUAAAUCACAUAUCUGCUCUUCAUCUCAAAGCCGAGAUGAUUUUGAUACGGGUUACGCAAGGAGGGAUGGGGAUGCGAUGACCGACAAACAACAAGAAUAAGAAUUGCACCGACAUAAUAGCCGCUUUUUCCAAGACCAGCCGAGGACCAUUGACAAAGUAGAGCUUGAGGACGACGAUGUGGAGGAAGUAAUUCCGGAGAGCCACGACGCCGACGCGGAGGAGGGUGGCGGCAGCCACGACGCCGAUGACCUGCCUCAUCCUAAACCGGUCCGAAAAAAAGUAAAUUUGAACUAAUGCUUAAUAAUUUUGAUAAGUGGAAGGACCCGAACACCGGGAAUUGAAACGCAACUUGCAAGUGGUGCAAGAAAAAUUAUAGCUUGAGGAUUUCCAGCGGAUACGGAUCCACCGCAAGGCAUCUUAAGGCCAAACACACGAUGAAGUAUGUAAAAUUAGGUGGCGGAACGGGGAAGCAAACUCGAAUAUCGAGCUUUGCAAAUAACCAACAACCGUUUGGUAAUUUCUCAUACAAUGAUGCACAAAAUUUGACUGGUAUGGCUAACUUAUUUGUUGAAGAAAAUUUGCCUUAUUUGUUUUCUGAAAGUCUUGCUUUCAAAGAUUAUGCACAAACUUGUUUAAAUCCGCAAUAUAGAGGUUAUAGUCGCAAAACGGUUAAGAAAGAAAUUGCAAGGCUUUAUGGUGCGGAAAAGGUAAGGUUACAAAAUUAUUUUGCAAACUUUGAUGGGCGUGUUACUGUAUGUUCUGACAUAUGGGAGGAUAUUUAUCAUAAUUUACAUUAUUUGGGUCUGACUGCACAUUAUAUUGAUAAUGAUUGGAAUAUGCAUAAACGCGUUCUUGCUUUUCGUGAAUUUAAUGAUCGUCACAUCGCUGAACGUAUUUAUAUUUUGAUUGAGCGUAUUUUAAUUGAGUAUAAUUUGAAUGAUAAGGUGUUUGCUAUUGGUUUUGAUAAUGCUACUAAUAAUAUUGAUGUUCUUCCUAGAUUGCGUGAAUUGUGUGGUGCUACUUCUUUGAUGGGUAGAUUCUUUCAUCAACGAUGUGCAUGUCAUGUUCUAAAUUUAUGUGUGCAAGAUGACCUAAAAGCGUUAGGAGAUUCUAUGGAGAUAGUCAAGGGGGAUUAGACGUAUUUUAUGGUAUUGCAUUUGUGUAACACCGUCCCCAAUUGUAUUUACUUUUAUGUAAAUCAUGUAUUGGAUCUUAUGAUCUGGUUAAUGAAUUUACGGAGUUGUAAAUUUUUAGUAUUUAUUUUGGCGUGAAUAGUAAAUUUCACGUGGGGUCCACACCGGGAGCGGGGCCCACACGAUAUUUCUGGAACCACAUAUUAUAUUUCAUCUUGGUCUAGAUAAUAUUUAUAUGGUGGUAGAUAUUUU